CAUGUGCAAAUGCAAACAGGCCCAGGUCACCGUUUUGUAUUCACCAUUCGCAAUCAUCCUUCUAUGAGGCGUGGUGAAAUUGCUUUUGCCAUUGCACAAAGGAAAUGGGCUGUGCUCAGUUUAGAUCAGGAGGUACUUGUACAGCCGUAUGCAUUCAAGAGUAGCCAAUACAUCGGUGCAAUAACCUUGACAGCAGAUUUUCAGCUGAAGAAGAACGCUACCGUCGAGCCAUUAAAUUCCGACCUCAUGGCUCGAGAGUUCUCGAUGCAGUUUGGGGGCAUGGCUUUUACGAAAGGCGAACUGCUCAUAUUUCAAUUCACGGAGCCAGAAAAAGGGAAAACGUUCACGUUAUCUCUUGUCGUUAAGAGCAUUGAUGGCUUUAGAGCUCGCAGAUGCGAGAGCGCUGCUAAUAAUAAACAUGCAGAAAAUAUGACUUAG
Molecule: messenger RNA, 438 nt
Organism: Strongylus vulgaris
Lineage: Eukaryota; Metazoa; Nematoda; Chromadorea; Rhabditida; Strongylidae
Source: the annotation of a GenBank genome assembly